AGUGUGGAGCUGGAGGACAUUAAUGACCACAUGCCAAAAUUCACUCAUACAUCCUUUGAAUUGCAAAUAAGUGAGUCCUCAAAACCCGGGACACGAUUUAUCUUAGGACCCGCCCAUGAUGCAGAUAUUGGAACCAAUUCUUUACAGAAUUACCAGCUUAGUCCCAAUGAUCAUUUUUCACUAGUGAAUAAAGAGAAAUCCGACGGUAGUAAAUACCCUGAAAUGGUAUUAAAGACAGCUCUAGACCGGGAAAAGCAGAAAUUCUACCACUUGACCCUGACUGCUUUGGACUUUGGGCAUCCACCCCUCAACAGCACUGCACAGAUACAGGUCCUAGUGACUGAUGCCAAUGAUAACCCUCCAGUGUUCAGCCAAGACAUAUACAGGGUGAGCCUUCCAGAAAGCGUGAACCCAGGAACCACUGUGCUUCGGGUGGUGGCCACAGACCAAGACGAGGGUGUCAACUCCGAGAUCACAUUCUCUUUCAGCGAAGCUGGCCAGAUUACCCAAUUUAACCUGGAUUCUAAUACCGGAGAAAUUACUACUCUGGAUACAUUAGAUUUCGAAGAAGUCAAAGAAUAUUCCCUUGUUUUGGAAGCAAAGGAUGGUGGGGGGAUGAUUGCACAGUGUACGGUGGAAAUAGAAGUCCUAGAUGAGAACGACAAUGUCCCUGAAGUGUUAUUCCAGUCUCUACCUGAUCUUGUAAUGGAGGAUGCUGAGCCAGGGACUUACAUCGCUCUGCUUAAAACCCGUGACAAAGAUUCUGGACGCAACGGAGAAGUCAUCUGUAAAUUAGAAGGCGGUGCUCCGUUUAAAAUACUCACUUCUUCAAGAAAUACAUAUAAAUUAGUGACGGAUGGAGUUCUAGACCGUGAGCAGAACCCGGAAUAUAACAUUACUAUCAGAGCUACCGACAAGGGUGACCCGCCUCUCUCUUCCAGCUCAAGUGUCACCUUACGUAUAGGCGAUGUGAACGAUAACGCUCCAGUUUUCACAAAGGUUUCAUACCUGGUCCACGUUGCAGAAAACAAUCCGCCUGGAGCCUCCAUCGCUCAAGUCAGCGCCUCUGACACGGAUUUGGGGAUCAAUGGCCUCAUCUCCUAUUCCAUCAUAGCCAGCGACCUGGAGCCUGAAUCGAUGUGGUCCUACGUGACCAUAAACGCGCAGAGCGGAGUGGUGUUCGCUCAGCGCGCCUUCGACCACGAGCAGCUGCGCUCCUUCCAGCUGACACUGCAGGCGCGCGACCACGGAUCGCCCGCGCUCAGCGCCAACGUGAGCAUGCGCGUGCUGGUGGGCGACCGCAACGACAACGCGCCACGCGUGCUCUAUCCCGCUCUCGAGCCCGACGGCUCUGCGCUCUUCGACAUGGUGCCACGCGCUGCCGAGCCCGGAUACCUGGUCACCAAAGUGGUGGCUGUGGACGCAGACUCGGGACACAAUGCCUGGCUGUCUUACCACGUGCUGCAGGCCAGCGACCCUGGGCUCUUCAGCCUGGGGCUGCGCACAGGAGAGGUGCGCACAGCGCGUGCCCUGGGAGACAAGGACUCAGCGCGGCAGCGCCUUCUGGUCGCUGUGCGUGAUGGUGGACAGCCGCCCCUCUCGGCUACAGCCACUCUGCACCUGAUCUUUGCUGACAGCUUGCAGGAGGUCCUCCCAGAGCUCAGCGAUGACCCUCUGCCCCCAGACCCUCAAUCCGAGCUGCAGUUCUAUUUAGUGGUGGCCUUGGCCUUAAUUUCUGUACUUUUCCUCCUGGCUGUGAUUCUAGCCAUUGCACUUCGACUGCGACACUCCUCCAGCAGGAAAGCAUGGGGCUGCUUUCAGUCAGAAGUGGUGGUUCGCCCCAACUAUAGUGAGGGGACUUUGCCAUAUUCCUACAACUUGUGUGCUGCAGCCACGGGGAAGGUUGACUUUAACUCCUUAACAUGUAAUGAUCAGUUGAAAUCAGGACAAGAUCUACUAUUUGCAGAUUCAGCGGGGGCCUUGUUUCCACUUUGUAAUUCCAGUGAGUCAACCUCCCAUGAGGUAAGUUUCGCAAGCAUAAUGUACUCCUUUCUAUCAGUUCUUCAUAUUCUCAGGAAAUAUAUGCUUUUCAGAUAG
Messenger RNA from Grammomys surdaster, 2097 nucleotides. Its product is annotated as protocadherin gamma-B4-like. Gene Ontology annotation, biological process: homophilic cell-cell adhesion. NCBI's taxonomy places the organism in Eukaryota, Metazoa, Chordata, Mammalia, Rodentia, Muridae. The record is from RefSeq and is a predicted model, not a curated record. Gene Ontology annotation, cellular component: plasma membrane. Gene Ontology annotation, molecular function: calcium ion binding.